Molecule: messenger RNA, 2383 nt
Organism: Symbiodinium pilosum
Lineage: Eukaryota; Dinophyceae; Suessiales; Symbiodiniaceae
Source: the annotation of a GenBank genome assembly
AUGUUUCUGUGUAGGAAUGUUUUUAUUGUAGCAAGGAAGGGUUCCUUGUGCGACGGCCUGGAGAAGCGCUAUGGCCUGGUCCACGUAUCACCCGGCCAGCUCCUCCGAGAGGAAGUGGAGAAGGAGAGCGAGCUGGGAAUUAAGGUGAAGGAAUAUAUGCUGGAGGGCAAGUUGGUCCCACACCAUUUGGUGAUGAGAAUUGUGAUAGAGCGGAUGAGCAAGCCAGACAUCAUUACGAGGGGUUGUCUCUUGGACAACUUCCCGCUGACGGCGGACCAGGCAACAGCUCUUGUAGGCAGCAUUCACAUAGACCAGCUCCUCUUGGUGGACGUGCCCGACUCCCAGCUAGUCCGCCGAUCCGUAGAGCGACGCAUCGAUCCACUGACAGGUCGGAUCUACCAUCUGACUUUUCGGCCGCCCCCCAGUGACCAACCGCAAGUGGCAAGCCGUCUUGUUCAGCGGUGUGAUGACCAGGAGGACUUGGUCAAGAAGCGCUUGGAGACCUACAAACGACACAUUGAGACAAUCCUCCCUUGUUUCAAGGACAGAAUAGUCUCCGUGGAUGGGACCAACUCUGCUGCAGAGGUACUGGCCGAGGCAUGCCAGGCCAUUGAUCAGCUGGAGUGGACUUCUCCAGAGCUCCCUUACUUUGGGAACGUAGCUUUUGCAGGCCCUUUCUCAAUCCAGCAGGCACGGCGCGCUGGCUUCUACUCGCCCGAGAAUCCCCCAGAGAUCGGCGACCGGGUCGUGUGCUUCCAACGUGGUCUUAAUUGGCAACGACGCGGCCAGGUUACGGACGUCUCAGAGUUCAUCAGCGACGGACAAUGCGGCCUCCGAAAGGGCCAUGAGGGGCUGCUUGUUACAGUGGCAGCAGACUCGGGCUCCUUCACCUCCUGGUCUGCUUUUUUGGCUCCUGUUAAUGACAAGGAAUAUUCGUCUCUUUGUACAACGCAUGGACUGCUUUCAUCAAACUUCUGCAGUUUGUACCCUUGCAGCAAGGGUGUCGGAGACGUAGAUUUCGUUGCAAAGGAGACUGCGAGGAGGAGCCUGGAAACUUGGUUGACCAAUCUGGAAGAUGCUGAUGGUGAGCCCUUUGAGAUUGACUCUGCCAAGUUGCAAUCGUUGCUCGAACUUUUUGACUCCCAUGAAGACGCAUCACUCUACCUCUAUACUACGCACCAGAAGUUGGGUCAGAGAGUCACGCUGAAUACCGGCCAGGACUACUCGCUCUACUAUCGUGCGCUCAACAAUACUCUGAACUGUGAUGCUCCAUCCAAUCUGGAGAAUGCCAUGCCGCUGAUUCAGCGCAUGGUGUAUUUGCUGCUGUACAAUGAGGAGGACGGCUCCAAGCGGCUCCAUGAUGGUGGUCGGGUGUGGAAAGGUGACACACAGAGGCCGGUUCCUUUGAACAUGCAGAAGCUCUCAGAGGCGCAGCGUUUGGACCGUUUUGUCCGCUUUCGCCAGUUCCAGAGCACCACAAAGGACAAGGGUCUGGCAGAGAAGUACCGUGCCCGGGAGGAUGGCAAGGGUUACCUGUGGAUCAUUGACAUCCCACAAGGUUUCUGGGGAGCGCGGGAUAUCCAAGGCAUAUCCUGGAAAGAGAACGAAAGUGAAACGCUCUUCCCACCCUACUCUGCCUUUCGGGUUCAGAGCUUGGACGAGAACAGCUGCAACCUUUUAGCCGUGGAUCGCCGUUCAGAGCUCUUCAGCCGGGCGGAAAGACAUGGCCUUCGUGGGUCAGCAGUGGAGCUGCUCGCCCACCGUAUUGGAGCCUCGAAUUCUGAAUCCUGUGCCAGGAGUGACAUACCUUUGGCAGCUGUUUUGCAGGGUGCAGGUCCGCAUCUCUGCCCUGGAGGUAACCAUCACCCUGUAGCUCCUCCGGGAGCUGGGGUCUACCAAAUGGCGGCUCAUGCUUCAAACUCCCUGUUCAUUGUUCGCAUGAAGGAGUUGUCAAUUCCAAGCGUCGUGGCCAUCACAGGGAACGCAAUAGGUGGAGGCGUGGCAGUGUCGUUGAACUGCACGGAGCGCGUCAUCGCCCAGAACGGAAGUGCUGCGUUUGGCAAUAUUAGCCGAGGUGCAUGUCCCAUCAUGUUCCUGUCCAAGCACCUCCCGCAACAUGUGGGCCUCACAGCUGCGAUGGACAUUUACUUGACUGACUCGACGGUCAGCGCAGUUGCUGCCCAGAAGGCUGGACUCGUAAGUCGCAUCGCUGUGGACAACAAGUCAACGAAAGCCACUGCUUUGGCAUUGGCUCGCAAGCUGGCCUCCUUCCCUGCUGCUCGCUUGUCGGUCACUGUGCAGCCUGCGCUGUCGUUCGAGCGCUAUGACGACGAGGCUUAUGGCAUCUACAUGUGUGGCCGGACGGGCCAGAUGCACUUCCCUG